This is a messenger RNA of Phaeoacremonium minimum UCRPA7, 6519 nucleotides long. RefSeq names its product putative polyketide synthase protein. Lineage: Eukaryota; Fungi; Ascomycota; Sordariomycetes; Togniniales; Togniniaceae. Gene Ontology annotation, molecular function: fatty acid synthase activity; phosphopantetheine binding; 3-oxoacyl-[acyl-carrier-protein] synthase activity. The transcript is spliced from 4 exons. The coding region runs from base 1 to 6519 and encodes 2172 amino acids. Gene Ontology annotation, biological process: fatty acid biosynthetic process; secondary metabolite biosynthetic process. The record is from RefSeq and is a predicted model, not a curated record.
AUGGCUGACAAGGUGGCCUAUCUCCUAUUUGGAGACCAGUCGACUGAUACACAUGGCUUCCUGGCGGAAUUCUUUCGACACGGUAACCAGGGCCUCCUAGCCAAGGCAUUCCUCGAACAGGCAGGCCGAAGAUUGAAGAAAGAGAUUGAUCAACUACCGAAGGUGGAGCGAGUGAAGCUUCCAGCCUUUCUGACACUACAGCAGUUGAACGAAAGAUACUAUGCCCAGGGUAACAAACAUCCUGGCGUCGACGGCGCUCUGCUAUGUAUCGCCCAAUUAGCACACUACAUAGACCAUGCCGAACGGCAUUACGAAGAUGUCACGAAGCACGAUCAUACGUUUCUUGUUGGUCUCUGUUCGGGCCUCUUUGCUGCUGCUGCUAUUACAUCAACUCCUUCUCUCUCAGCCCUCGUUCCGGUUGCAGUCCAGAUGGUAUUGAUGGCCUUCCGUACCGGGCGUCAUGUAGCCUCUCUGGCCGAGAGGCUAUGCCCAUCUGUUCAGCGCUCUCAGAGCUGGACAUACAUUCUCCCUGGAGUUAAGCAAGACCAGGCGAGACUUAUUCUCGAUGAAUUCCACCAUGCUAAUGGAACUCCUCUGGCUGCUCGCGCAUAUGUCAGCGCCGUCUCGGCAAGCAACGUCGCUGUAUCCGGCCCACCUGCGACUUUGCAAGCGUUAUUCGAGUAUAGCUCAUUCUCGACGAAGCCCACCUCUAUCCCAGUGUUUGGGCCGUAUCAUGCUUCCCACAUACAUUCUUCUGUAGAUAUUGCCAAGAUGCUCCGUCUUGACGACCCCGAGGUUAUUGAUGCUCUAUACAACACCAAACCGCGUUCCGCCGUUAUGUCUUGCACAACAGGGACUUGGUUUGCAGAAACACAGACAGAAGAUCUCAUAAGAUCCAUUGUUUAUGAAAUCUUGAACGAAGCGCUGAUGUUCAACCAAGUACUUGAUGGAUGUCUCGACUUGGCACGCGACUUCAAUGGGGAGACGGUACUGGUCAUUCCAUUUGGCCCUACGCAAAAUGCUGCCACUCUAGCAAACCUUCUAAAAUCGCAUACUCAACUCGAUGUCAUUCUUCGGAACCCACCACAGAUAUCAAGGGAGAGCAUCACUUCCACUAUUGGUAAUCAUGGCUCCUCAGGAAAAUGCAAGCUUGCGAUUGUAGGAAUGGCUGGAAGAUUCCCCGAUGCCGCAAGUCACGAGAAACUCUGGGAGUUGCUAGAAAAAGGCCUUGAUGUUCAUCGGGUGGUGCCUAAAGAUCGAUUUGAUGCAAGGACACAUGUUGACCCUACGGGCAAGGCCAUCAAUACCAGCCACACGCCUUAUGGCUGCUGGAUUGAGAAUCCCGGUCUCUUUGACCCUCGCUUUUUCAACAUGUCUCCGAGAGAGGCGUUCCAGACGGAUCCAAUGCAGAGAAUGGCAUUGACUACUGCAUAUGAGGCUUUGGAAAUGUCUGGUUAUGUUCCAAACAGAACACCUUCCACAAAGCUCGACCGCAUCGGCACCUUUUAUGGGCAAACCUCAGAUGACUGGCGCGAAAUCAACGCCGCUCAGGAGGUAGACACAUACUUCAUAACUGGAGGUGUGCGUGCCUUUGGCCCUGGUAGGAUCAACUACCACUUUGGCUUUAGUGGGCCAAGUCUCAAUAUCGAUACCGCAUGCUCGUCAAGUGCAGCCGCUAUGCAAGUUGCUUGUACGGCCCUGUGGGCACGAGAUUGCGACACUGCCAUCGUAGGCGGCCUGUCGUGCAUGACCAAUCCGGAUAUUUUCUCCGGUCUGAGUCGCGGCCAAUUUCUAUCUAAGAAUGGCCCUUGUGCUACCUUCGACAAUGAGGCUGAUGGCUAUUGCAGAGGUGACGGCUGUGCCUCUGUAAUUGUCAAACGCCUUGAGGAUGCCAUCGCUGAUAAGGAUAACGUGCUUGCUGUCAUCCUCGGCACUGCUACAAAUCACUCUGCCGACGCCAUCUCCAUCACUCAUCCACACGGGCCAACGCAAUCAAUCCUGUCUUCUGCUAUCCUUGACGAAGCUGGUGUUGACCCUCUAGACGUCGAUUAUGUCGAGAUGCACGGCACCGGAACUCAAGCCGGUGACGGAACCGAGAUGGUGUCUGUCACUAAUGUCUUCGCACCUGCGCAUCGCAAGAGACCAGCGGACCGGCCUCUCUAUCUCGGUGCCGUCAAAGCUAAUGUCGGUCAUGGAGAGGCUGCCUCUGGCGUUACUGCACUCGUCAAAGUUCUCAUGAUGCUCCAGAAGAAUGCUAUUCCACCUCAUGUGGGCAUCAAGUCUGGCUCAGAGAUCAACAAGACUUUUCCAAAAGAUCUCUCGGAUCGCAACGUAAACAUUGCGUUUCAUAUGACUCCCUUUAGGCGGAGAGAUGGCAAACCUCGACGUGUCUUCAUCAAUAAUUUCAGUGCAGCAGGUGGCAACACUGGCUUGCUGAUUGAAGAUGGUCCCAAAUAUAAGCCAGCAACCACAGAUCCUCGUGAUGUGCAUAUUCUGACUUUGACCGGCAAAUCAAAGGCAGCCAUGAUCCGCAACGCCGAACGGCUUGUUGAUUGGAUGGGAAAGCACUCAGAUACACCUAUUUCUGAUCUUGCCUACAGCACCACAGCGCGCAAGAUUCAACAUUACUGGCGAAUGAACAUCGCUGCUUCUAGUUUGCCAGAAGCACAGAUUGCUAUUACAAAUAGGCUUAAAGAAACCUUCGUUCCUGUUUCUCCAGAAGAACCCAAGGUAGCGUUCAUGUUCACUGGCCAAGGCUCACAAUACGCUGGCUUGGGCAAGGAAUUCUAUGCCCACUACACCAACUUCAAAAACAGUAUCGACGAGUUUGACCAACUUGCUCAGAUACAUGGCUUUCCAUCAUUCUUACCUCUCAUAGAUGGCAGUGAGCAAGAUGUUUCUAGCUUGUCUCCUGUCAUUGUACAGCUCGGUCUUUGCUGCUUCGAGAUGGCCCUAGCUCGCCUCUGGGUUUCUUGGGGUAUCAAGCCAGCUGUCGUGCUUGGCCACAGCCUAGGAGAGUAUGCCGCGCUGAAUAUUUCUGGUGUUUUGUCGGCUAGCGAUACGAUCUACCUCGUUGGAGCCCGAGCACAGCUUCUUGUUGAUAGUUGCACUGCUGGCACCCACGCAAUGCUGGCAGUUCAGGGCAGUGUGGCAACAGUCAAGGAAGCCCUUGGCGAGAGAUCCGAUUCUGUCAAUGUCGCUUGUAUCAAUGGUCCACGAGAGACGGUUCUCAGUGGUGAGGCAGCCGAAAUGACGGAGAUAUCUGGGCAUUUGAGCGGUGCUGGCUUCAAGUGCACCCAACUCAAGGUGCCUUUUGCCUUCCACUCUGCCCAGGUUGAGCCUAUUCUUGAUGAAUUCGAGAAGCUCGCUCGGUCUGUUCAUUUCGAGACUCCAAAGGUUCCCGUCAUUUCUCCCCUACUAGGCAAGAUGAUUGAGUCGGAGCCAGUUAAUCCUGAGUAUGUUCGCAAUCAUGCCCGAGAGGCUGUUGAUUUCCUCGGCGGCCUUGUCUCCGCCCAGCAGUCCGGAGCAAUUGACGAGAAGACUGUCUGGCUUGAGCUUGGUCCUCAUCCUGUUUGUGCCAACAUGGUUAAAGCAGCAUUUGGAGCUACAACCAUCGCCCUGCCCACCGUCCGUCGCAAUGAGGCAUCCUAUAAGACGUUGACCGCCAGUCUCUGCACUCUUCACACCGCGGGUCUUAACAUAGACUUUAACGAGUUUCACCGCGAUUUCGCCGAUUCUGUCCGCCUUCUAGAUCUGCCAAGUUAUUCUUUCGAUGAGAAGAAAUACUGGUUGCAGUAUGAGGGCGACUGGUGUCUCACCAAGAAUCGUGUGGCCAAGGCCGCACCUGCGCUUCUCGAGCCAGCUAAGCCUAAGUUAUCCACUUCCUCUGUUCAGAAACUUCUUCGGGAAGAGGUCAACGGAGACACCGCUAUUGUUGAGAUUGAGUCCAAUCUCUCCAGAGAAGACCUGCGACUGGCCGUCUCUGGUCAUCUGGUCAAUGGUGCUCCUCUUUGUCCGUCAUCAUUGUAUGGUGAUAUGGCGAUGACUGUCUGUGACUACGCGUAUAAACUGAUCCGCCCUGACGCGGAGAACAUUGGUUGCAAUGUUGCGCACAUGGAAGUGCCCAAGACUUUGAUCUUUGAUGAUACGCUUGAAAGUCACGUCUUGAGACUUACUGCUACGGCAAACGUCGCUGCCGGCUACGCUGAUCUAGUCUGGUCGACUGGUGAAGGCGCCAAGAAAACUGAGCAUGCCAAUUGCAAGGUUUACUACGGAAAUACAGAUGAAUGGCUCGGCGAGUUCGAACGCGUCUCAUAUUUGAUCAAAGGCCGUGUCGACUCGUUGAUGGAGGCAGAGAAGGUAGGCAAGGCUUCCAAGAUUGGCCGAGGUCUCGCCUACAAGCUUUUCGCCGCCCUCGUUGACUAUGACGGACGAUACAGAGGCAUGGAGGAGGUUGUACUUGAUAGCAAUACUUGCGAGGCCACUGCUAAGGUCGUCUUCCAAACAAAGGAGACAGAAGGCCAAUACUUCUGCAGCCCAUUCCAUAUCGACAGCUUGUGCCACAUCUCUGGCUUUAUCAUCAAUGGUACUGAUGCCGUUGAUUCUAGAGAGCAAGUCUUCAUCUCCCAUGGCUGGGGUUCGAUGCGAUUCGCUGAGAUUCCUGUUCGUGGUCAGGAGUACCGCACCUACAUCAGGAUGCAGCAGGUCAGAGGCAGCAAAAUGAUGUCUGGCGAUGUCUACGUUUUCAACGGAGAUAAGCUUAUUGGUAUUGCAGGGGAAGUCAGAUUCCAAUCUAUACCCCGCAAGGUCCUUAACAUGAUUCUUCCUCCACGCGGUGCCGCAGCCAUUGGCUCAGCUACUCGUUCUACUCCUGUGAAGGCUGCGCCCAAGUCGGUGCCGGCCUCGAAGAAGAAGCAACAGCAGCCCCUCAGCCCAACCAACAUCGGCAAAGUGAACCAGAAACUCACAUCCGUCGUUUCUCAAGUAUUAGACAUCCUAGCAAAGGAGGUUGGUGUGACUCACGACGAGCUCGCUGAUAAUAUCGCAUUCACCGAUCUCGGUGUUGACUCCCUCAUGUCUCUUACUGUUAGUGGUAGAAUCCGUGAAGACAUGGACCUUGACAUUCAUUCUCACGCUUUCGUCGACCACCCAACUAUUGGAGCAUUCAAAGCAUUCUUGCAACAAUUCGAAACUGCGCCUGCUCGCAAAGAGAGUUUGUCUGAGGAGUCGGCUGAUUCCAGUUCUGACACGGACACCCCAGAGCUGAUGGAGUCCGACUCCAAUGUUACUACACCUCUUGAUGAGAGCGAAACGGGCUCAAUCAAGGGAGACGGUCAACUAAAAGCUGAACCUUCAAAUGCGAGCGGACUUCAAUCAAUCGUGCGCGAGACCAUUGCGCAGGAAAUGGGCAUCGAGGUCGAAGAAGUGAUCGCCGCUCCGGACUUGGCUAACCUAGGCAUGGACUCCUUAAUGAGUCUGUCAAUCCUGGGAACGCUGCGCGAGAAGACAGGUCUCAAUAUUCCUUCAGACCUCUUCGUAACCAAUCCAUCACUCAAAGAUGUUGAGCGUACUCUUGGAAUCAGUGAGGCCCCCAAACGCCCAGCUGCUCCAAAGCCAUCCAAGACUCAGACAAUCAAGCCUGCGCCUCAACCCGCAGAGACGCCCGUUAGCGAAGUCCCUGUUUCUAUCGUCAAGGCGCCUCCACCAAUCAACAUUGUAGACAACUACCCGCACCGGAAGGCAACUUCUGUGCUGCUCCAGGGAAGCCAUCGCACAGCCAUCAAGCACCUCUUCAUGGUGCCUGACGGUAGCGGAAGCGCCACGUCGUACACGGAGAUAUCUGAUAUCAACUCUGCCGACUGGGCAGUUUGGGGCCUUUUCUCUCCUUUCAUGAAGACGCCAGAGGAGUAUCACUGUGGUGUAUACGGUAUGGCAACCAAGUUCAUUGAAGAGAUGAAGCGCCGACAACCUGUUGGCCCCUACAGUCUGGCUGGCUGGUCCGCAGGCGGCGUCAUCGCUUACGAGAUCGUCAAUCAACUCACCAAAGCGGGCGAGAAAGUUGAUAACCUGAUCAUCAUCGAUGCGCCAUGUCCUAUCACAAUCGAACCACUCCCAAAGGGCUUACACGCGUGGUUCGCUUCGAUCGGACUUCUCGGUGACGGUGACUCUACCAAGAUCCCGUCCUGGCUCCUGCCGCACUUCGCGGCUUCGGUCACCGCGCUGAGCAAUUACACUGCGGAGCCGAUUCCCCAAGAUAAAUGCCCCAAUGUUAUGGCCAUAUGGUGCGAGGAUGGCGUGUGCCAUCUACCCACCGAUCCGCGCCCAGAUCCUUACCCUACUGGUCAUGCGCUCUUCUUGCUUGACAACCGAACGGAUUUUGGUCCUAACAGAUGGGACGAGUAUCUUGAUGCUAAGAAGAUGACGCUCAGGCAUAUGCCCGGCAAUCACUUCUCUAUGAUGCAUGGUGACCUGGCCAAGCAACUAGGGUCUUUCAUCAGAGAGGCUUUGUUCGGAGCAUAA